AAAUAAAAAAUGAAGCCAGGAGAUUUGUAUUUACUCGCCUACAAUAUUUUACAAUUUUUCGGUUGGGGUUCUAUUCUAUUGAAAACUGUUCGUGGUUUAAUGUCCAAUUUGACUUUUCCAGAAUUGUAUGAUUCUGUUGAGUUGGAAUUGAAAAUAUUUCAAACUGCUGCUAUUCUGGAAAUUUUUCAUUGUAUUUUUCGCCUUGUUCGAUCCCCUGUUGGUACAACCACUACACAAGUCUUUUCUCGUGUUACUGUUGUUUGGUUGAUUCUUUACAAAGUGGCCUCGUCUCGCGUUAGUAUUGGUGUUCCAAUGUUGUUAAUUGCGUGGUCGAUUACUGAAGUCAUUCGAUAUUCGUUUUAUGCUUUGAAUUUGAUUAAUGCUGUUCCAAGUUUUCUUAUUUGGAUGCGCUAUACAUUCUUCAUCUUGCUUUACCCUUUGGGUGCUGGAGGUGAAUUAUUAACCAUGUUUGCAGCUUUACCAGAAAUUGGUGAACGCAAACACUUUACAAUAGAAAUGCCAAAUGUUGCCAAUUUUGCUUUCCAUUUUUAUUGGGCAGUUAUCUUGUUGGCUUUGACUUAUAUUCCGUUGUUUCCACAGUUGUAUGGCUAUAUGUUUGUUCAAAGGAAAAAAGUUCUUGGUGGUACUGACAAAAAAUCAGAAAAGAAGGCUCAAUAA
Messenger RNA from Meloidogyne enterolobii, 678 nucleotides. Lineage: Eukaryota; Metazoa; Nematoda; Chromadorea; Rhabditida; Meloidogynidae. The record is from the annotation of a GenBank genome assembly.